UUUUUCGUCGGCGUUUCAGGACCAUCUUAAAUGGGCUUUCAUUUAUUUAUGCCCAUUAACAUAACUUUUUUAUUUACUUAAGCCCAUUAACAUACGUGACCCCCUCCAUCAGUUCCAUAAUUUCAUCUCUUCGUCUCACAAAAGACGCAGUCAAAAAACCAUUCCGAAAGCUCUCCUCUCACUCCGAUGAGCUGUGCUGCGAUUGCUAGGAAACUAACGCGUACAACACAGCUGUUGAUUGUUCAACGUCAGUAUCUUUCACGUGCAGUGUCGAGAUCGUUUUCUAGCUCAUCUUUCCACAUUGUUUCCUUCUCCUCAGCAUUUCAUCGAACAGGUCUUGCGCAUUCUCAAAUCUUAAGCCAUGUCCCUUAUUUUGUCUACUACAAUCGCUUCUCCACCAAAACCAUCUUCGAAGAAUUUGAUAUCAACAACGAAGUGGCUCCUUUGGAGAAGGGUCUGAUUGAUUUAGUCAGACAGGUCUCUGAGCUAGAGUCGGAGUCGGAUGCCAUGGUUUCUCUGGAAGAGUCAACCUUUGAUCUAAAUAAUGGUUCUUUGUACGCUUUAAUCUGGGAAUUAAGAGAUGAAUGGAGGCUUGCCUUUCUAGCGUUUAAAUGGGGAGAGAGACGAGGCUGCGAUGAUCAGAAAGCUUGUGACUUGAUGAUCUGGGUGUUGGGUAAUCAUCAAAAGUUCAACAUAGCUUGGUGUUUGAUCCGUGACAUGUUUCAUGUCUCAAGGGAUACUAGAAAGGCCAUGUUUCUCAUGAUGGACAGGUAUGCUGCUGCUAAUGAUACAAGCCAAGCUAUUCGAACAUUCGAUAUCAUGGAUAAAUUUAAGCACGUUCCUGAUGAUGAAGCGUUUCAAGGACUGUUACAUGCCUUGUGUAGACAUGGGCACAUUGAAAAAGCUGAAGAAUUCAUGCUUGCAAGCAAAAAGCUCUUUCCUUUGGACGUUGAAGGAUUUAACGUGAUUCUUAAUGGUUGGUGUAACGUUUGGACUGAUGUGACUGAAGCCAAAAGGAUUUGGCGAGAGAUGGGAAACUACUGUAUCACGCCUAACGAGGACUCUUACAGUCACAUGAUCUCUUGCUUUUCCAAAGUUGGCAACCUUUUUGAUUCUCUUAGGCUCUACGAUGAGAUGAGGAAACGAGGGUUUACUCCCGGGGUUGAAGUUUAUAACUCUUUGGUUUAUGUGUUGACUUGCGAGAAUUGCUUUGGUGAAGCUGUGAAGCUUGUGGAGAAGAUGAAGGAGGAAGGUUUAAAGCCAGAUUCAGCCACUUACAAUGCGAUGAUACGGCCUCUUUGUGAGGAGGGAAAGGUUGAAGAAGCGAGGGAUUUAUUGGUGACGAUGAUAAGUGAGAAGCUAAGUCCUACAGUUGAUACGUUUCAUGCAUUCCUUGAAGGUGUGAAUUUCGAUCAAACUUUAGAGGUUUUAGGACAAAUGAAGACUUCUUGUUUAGGUCCUAAGGAAGACACCUUUCGCCUCAUUCUUGGAAGAUUGUUUAAGAAGAAGCAACCAGAGAAUGCUUUGAAGAUCUGGGCAGAGAUAGGUAGUUUUGAGGUAGCUGCUAAUGGUGCUCUUUACUUGGCCACAGUACAAGGGCUUUUGGCAUGUGGGUGGCUGGAGAAGGCCAGAGAGAUGUAUUUAGAUAUGGAAGCAAAAGGAUUCCCUGGUAGUCCUAAGCUCCAGAAACUUCUUAAGGAACAGAAGGUGAAGGGGGUUAGAAAAACCAAGAGGAAAGAUCUUCAAAAAGUUGGUUCUCGAGGAGGCUAUAGAGGUCAACGAUCAGUAGUAUACAAAAAUGUAUCUGAUAGGGGUAAGACUUGAGAUCAAACGAUCACUCAAGUAAAGUUGAUUCUCAGACCUCGUGGUCUCAGCUCCUCAGAAUGUGACGCAUGCAAUGUGUUCUAGCUCGUCUGUUCCAUUUGGUUUGUAUGCAGUCUUCCAAUUACCAUAUUGGUGAUCAUACCUUUGCUUAGCCUAAUAAUAUCAAUCAAACUGCAGGGCUAAACAUUUGCAACCAUGCUGAUUCAGGACCGGAUUACAUGAAGAUGUUAUUAACAAUUCUUAUUCUUGACUGUUCUUGGCACACACGUCCACACAUCCUCCAAGUUCAAGUAGAGUAAAUUUAAGUUCAACGUGUUGUGAUAUGAACCAGACAAUUCAAGAGGCAGAUGCUGAGCUCACUUUGUUUCAAAAGCAAGAUUUUUAGGACUCUCCUUGUCCAGCUUGUCUUUUUCUGUGUUCUUUUGUCCUUAGUUUUGUUCAUAACUCAUCUGUCUCAUUUAGUUACUCAUGAACCGUGAUGAUUGAUAUUGCUUGGAUUCUUUUUGAGUGUUGCAAUUGUUAUGCCACAUUUCAAGCUACCAUCAAAGAAAAAGUUAUGGGUCCCUUGCUU
Molecule: messenger RNA, 2395 nt
Organism: Brassica napus (rape)
Lineage: Eukaryota; Viridiplantae; Streptophyta; Magnoliopsida; Brassicales; Brassicaceae
Product: pentatricopeptide repeat-containing protein At1g80880, mitochondrial
Exons: 2
Coding region: 187-1824 (545 amino acids)
Molecular function (GO): protein binding
Source: RefSeq, a predicted model, not a curated record